UUCGCAUACGAAGACAUUUAGCCAUGUUUAGUGAGUGAGUAGUAGCAUGCGAUAGAGCAGUAGGUUGUGGUUCGGCUCGGCAAAAGGAAGCGCGCACCAGUGCACAGUUCCGUCGGCAGACGUACAACGGGUUUGCUAAAGCCUUCAUUACCCCACUUCACAUGCUUUAGAGGUUUAGAGGCAUUUGUUUGCUCUAACGACAAUAUCGGUUUUAAAGCAUCCGUUUUGCGGCCGAGUAACAACAUCCUGAUCUUGUCCAUAGAAUUCGUUGUGGUUUAGUGCAUUUCUUUUCACACACGUGCUUAACUCUCGUCGUACAUAUUUCGUUGGAGCAUUAACACAACUCGUGUCCAUAGUGUGCGAAAUGGAAUCACCUGAAAGAUAGUAUUUUUAGAUGCGAAAAGUGCGAAAAAGUCAAUAAAAUCAACAUAAUUUGAAGCCGUUACUAUCAAACGCACAAUCAAAUUCGAAAUAGAAUUAGCUGCAAUAUAGCAGCGGAAUGGUAUGAUGGACACCACCGAUAUACCGAGCAGUAGUGUGAUCCCGUUCGCCGACAGGGUGAACGAAAUUCAUCAGGAUCUCGUCAUCUGGAUCGCUAUUGACGGUAUCCUGAUGGUGUGCAUCUUCAGCGGCAAUAUAUUAACGAUCAUUGCCGUCUGGUACUAUCGGCGGCUGCAAUGGUUAAUUUCGAACCUGUUCGUACUAUCGCUGGCCAUCUCGGACAUCUUCGUCGGGUUGACGCUACCGUACCAUCUAGCGUUCUACAUGGGUGUCGAUCUUGGGCGCCACAAGCAUCUCUGCCUGUUGCGCUUUUUCGUACUAAUCAUUGCAUGUAGCGUUUCGAUCUGGAACCUGAUAGCGAUAGCGGUUGAUCGUUACAUUGCAAUCUGUUACCCGCUGCACUACACGCGAUUGAUGACUAAGCGUACGGCGCUAACGAUACUUGGCUUUGGUUGGUGUUUGGCAAUCUCAAUUGCCACCAUACCGCUGAUUUGGAACAAAUGGGACACGGCACAGGAGUGUGAGUUUGACGAGCUGCUGCAUCCAUGGUAUGUCGCCGGUGUUAUAACGCCCAUCUUUUCCGUCGUAUGGUUAUGCCUGUUCGUCGUUUACUGGCGCAUCUGGCGUGAAGCGUCCAAGCACGCGAAACAGCUGCGUGCCCAUGGUGGAGCAUCGGAACGUUCGUCUAGCGACUGGAAGUCGGUACAGGUCGUGCUGCUUAUUAUGGGUUGUUUCACCUUCUGCUGGAUACCGUACUUUGUCGUGGUAUUGACGCAGAUAUUUGCCUUCGUCGAGGAUAGCUCACCGACGCUUUACAAGGCGGCCUUUUCACUAGCGAUGGCCAACUCCAUGAUGAAUCCAAUUAUCUACGCAUGGAAGAAUACACACUUUCGGCACGCGUUCAAGCAGCUGCUCACCUGCCACAAACCGGUCGUACCGGUAGAUGUCGCUAACGGUGGUGGAUCAUUUGAGCUGGGCACGGCCAAAUCGUGCCCGGAAAUUACAACCGAAUCGUUGGAUCCCGGUGGACAGCUGGGAGCGGCAGCAUCAACCAUCACAAACCACAGCAGUCUGGCGAGUGUGUCGACCGUUACACCAAUACCAUCGUCCGAGCCGGGACGCUUCGAAUCCUUAGUUGUCCUUUCACAGCUCGCCGGUGGUGAACUGGUCCGUUCGACGGCAAAUGCGACCAUUAGAGUUUCCCUUAGCAAUGAGGAGUUACCUUCCAUGAUUAGCAACAAGGAAGGAUCGAUACCAGCAAACCCGCCAGAGGUUACACCCGAUACGCUAACAACUUCCCCGUACCCACCAACGUUAAAGUCGGGCAAUGCAUCAUCUAACGGAUCGACCCACAUAAUCGCAGGGAAUAUUAUCAUCAACAAUUUUAACCUUUACGAUCAGGCACGGAUGGAACGAUUGCUACGCUGCGAAUGGACGGCCGCUGCUGCAAAUGCGACUGCGGAAGCUGCUACCGAAACGACCACACCAUCAAUGGGUCAGCCAACCUGUCAGCUACCCGAAACUGAUACAUCCCUGACUGAGCAAGAAGUAGCUAAAAAUGUAACAAAGCUUUAACGGUAAAAUUAUAGCACAAAACACUAGGGGAAAGAUUUGCAACCAUUUGGUAAAACAGAAACAGAAAAAUCAAAAAA
Anopheles funestus (African malaria mosquito) is the source of this 2153-nucleotide messenger RNA. RefSeq names its product histamine H2 receptor (gene mAChR-C). Gene Ontology annotation, molecular function: neurotransmitter receptor activity; G protein-coupled serotonin receptor activity. The transcript is spliced from 3 exons. Gene Ontology annotation, cellular component: dendrite; membrane. NCBI's taxonomy places the organism in Eukaryota, Metazoa, Arthropoda, Insecta, Diptera, Culicidae. The record is from RefSeq and is a predicted model, not a curated record. Bases 505 to 2076 code for a protein of 523 amino acids. Gene Ontology annotation, biological process: G protein-coupled receptor signaling pathway, coupled to cyclic nucleotide second messenger; chemical synaptic transmission.